UGCCUAUUCUGUAUUCCGACGGAUUUCUAUUUCGUUCGAAAGUGAUAUUUCGAUCGUUUUCGAAUUUACCAUUCCCUAUUCCAAUCGUUUUGCUCGUUUCGAACGAAAGUGUUAGAAAAUUUCGAAUAUGCAUCGAUCUGUCAAAAACCGAUAAACAAAAAGAAACACCGUAUUAAAUAGCGGCGAGUGCGAGUUGAAUUUCAGUUAAUUUUUGAUCCUAAGAGAAAUUUGUGAGAAAAUUUUCUCGUUCAAUGGAUUCCGUUUUGUUACCGAUUUUGGCGGAGCAAGAAGAAAUUGGAAUGCCUUGCUACCAUCGGCGAAACCACCGAAAAUCAACCGACUUCAUGAAACUUUCUGAUGAAGCAUUCAUCAAAAGUUUUCGUCUAAGUAAGGAAGCUUUUCGGUACGUUUUAGAGGAAAUUGAGAACUGCCUUACCACAAGGAAAGGUGGUCUAUCCACGGAGGUGAAACUCGCAGCAUGUUUGCGAUUCUUUGCUGAAGGAAAUUAUCAACAUGGAGCAGGGCAAGAUUAUCACAUUGCCAUAGCACAGCCCACAUUUUCCAAGGUGCUGACUGAAAUGCUUAACAUUCUGGAGCGGACACUGUGUAAGAAAUGGAUUUCCCUAAAUAUGACGGAAGACGAACAGCGGCGUGCUAAACUACACUUCUAUCAGAAAACAUCAAUUCCGGGUGUUAUUAUGUGUUUGGAUGGAACCCACGUAAAAAUUAUUCCACCUAAGCUGAAUCGAAAUUUGUUUUUUAAUCGGAAGGGAUUUUAUAGUCUCAACGUUCUGAUUGUUUGUGACGAUCAGCAAAGGAUUCGUUUCGUUGAUCCUACCUUCCAGGGAUCUAAUCAUGACUCUCAUAUAUGGCGUGUAAGCCCUGCAAGAACUCACUUUGAGCAGCUUCACCAAAAUGGUGAAGUUAAUACUAAGAUUCUAGGUGAUGCUGGUUAUCCAUCGGAACCUUGGUUAGUAACGCCAUUCAGAGCAGCGGAGGAAGGGAGUUUGGAGAGCGAUUUUAAUCGCAGGCAUGCCUUGGGUCGUGCUAUCGUCGAGCGGACAAUCGGUUUACUAAAAAAUCGGUUUAGAUGCAUCCUUGGCGCGAGACAACUUCACUACAAUCCUACUAAAUGCGCUCAAAUUAUAAAUGUAUGCUGUGCACUUCACAAUAUAUGCUUAGAAUUUGGUCGUUCUCAGUAGUUAUAAUAUGUUAUGCAGCUGUUUACAUAAUAAACUUUUGUUUAAAUUAAUAUUUAUGACUGUUAAAUUUCAUCUAACUUGUUUGCAAAUGCUCAAAUAAAUAACAACCACCGGAAAAGGAAGUGUCUUCCUUACUUAACUAUGGUUUCGGCAGAAUUAUUUACUCUUAUUCCUGCCAACACUUUGAGAACAUGUCAUUAUCGAUUUCUCGUAAGCAGGCCAAGUAUUCAAAUAACCAUUAUUAAUACUUUUUGCGUUGUUUUAACCCCUUGCUGUACGAUUUAAUUUCCAACAGCACGGCCCAAAACGAGCACUUCGAGUCGUUCCGCUACUCUGCUGAGUGUGGGUAUCUAACAUGGGUGCCCUAUGAUGAGCAAAUACAUGUUGUGUUUAAAAUAAAAACGAAGGAGUUAUUACUACGUACUAACUCGUUCGUUUUUAUUUUAAUUAUAAUAUUCAAAUUAUAUUUUAUAUUUUUAGCUCAUUCAAUUUUUUUUUAAAUAACGGAAAUUUUAUAAUCUUCAGUUGUCGGUAUCCUCAUCAUAUGCCUGAAGCUAUGUAAUUAUUUCACAUCGAGAAACAACGAGUGAAGUUCAAUGUUGUACGUGAAGGGGUUAAGGAAGUUCCAUAAACUAUAGGCGAAAUUCGUGAAUUUUAAAAAAGUUUAUAUAAUUUUGAUGCUAUUCCAAACAAACUUCAAAGAAAAAAUUAAGUAAGAUUUUUCUUCCAUGGAAAGAUAUAAAAAUACGAUUAGAACUUUUUUUCAUUUUUUUAUACUUGAGUUACAAUAUAAAGAUAAAAAAUCAGAUCACUGAUAUUUUGAAACAUUAUUCUAAUGUUCUGAAAUAUACGCAAUCUGCGUUUCAAGGAUUUGUCGCUAUUGAUUUCUCCAGCGCGAUCUUCUCCAUCUCGUGGUUAUGUCGUUUUUGUUCACUCAGAUGUUCUUUGAGUGUGGCAUCCACGGAAAGAAUCGCUCGAGCUGAUUGGCGCUGAUAAUGAACCAGAUCACUCAAAUUCUUGUUUGUGUUUUUUAACAGGGAUUUCACAUUGGUGUGAAAUUUGUUUUGUUGCUCGACUUGCAGCUCUAAUAGCCUCGUGGUAGAAGGUCUGGAUUUUUUCGGCUGAGAGGGCUGGAAGUGAAUGGUAUUAUUGAUACCGUCACACUCGUCGGAAGUACCAUAAUAUAUAAAAUUUUCCUGGUCUGCAGCUUGAGGUUCACCCGAAGGCGAACCCAACUGUGUUCCAUGAGAUGAGGUACCCGGGAUUCCUUCCACGGUCGCAAGUAACCCAGUUAGUAGAACUGCCUGCUCCUCCAGCUCGGACAAAUUGAUAAUUUUAUUGGGUCCUCCACCUGUCGCCCUCUGCUCCCGUUUGUUGUGAGCGAGUUUUCGCUUUAAUCCGGACUUAUAGUCCGCCCAAACCUACACAGAAAACCAGGGCAAAAAUAAGACUAUAAACAUAUGUUUCGGAUUCGUUUUAGUAUAUACCUUUUUCCAUCCACUUCCAUCGCGAAUAGGCGGUCCCAAACUAUUGACUUCUGCCGCCAGAUCAUCCCAGUAGGGUCCGGAAUUUCCUCGGGAGAAACCCUUUGCUAUGUCCGGCUCUUGCUCCAGAAGCAGCACAAUCCGCUCGAACUGAUUUUUAGUGGUUGUUUUGUUUUUGUUUUUUUCCCUGUUGAACGUUAAAAUUAAUUUAAAGAAAAAAAAUGAUUAAAAAUUAGCUUACAUUUUUGCAGUUCACCGCUCAUCCGCUGCGGAAAUUAUUCACUCCUUCAUAAACAAAGUGGGUUUGACGUUUGGUUUGAUUCGAAUGAAAGAUGUUCGAAAACAAAACAGUCCGAACGAAAGGUAUUCGAAUUUGAAAACACCUCGAACGAAACAGGGAAUGGAAUUUACCAAGUCGUUCGAAAUAUUUCGAAUCGAUUGAAAUACA
Messenger RNA from Toxorhynchites rutilus septentrionalis, 3134 nucleotides. RefSeq names its product putative nuclease HARBI1. Bases 252 to 1202 code for a protein of 316 amino acids. The record is from RefSeq and is a predicted model, not a curated record. The transcript is spliced from 4 exons. Lineage: Eukaryota; Metazoa; Arthropoda; Insecta; Diptera; Culicidae.